AUGACGUGUUACGACGGCCAGCAGAUAUGCAAGCGUGGCACUGAGAAGCCCUGCUAUAAAAUUGCCUAUUUUCAAGAUGCUCGGCGUAAACUCAACUUUGAAGAUGCGAGUCGAGCCUGCAGGAGUGAUGGUGGAGAUCUUCUCGGUAUUGAGUCUAAGACUGAGCAGAUACUGAUAGAGAACUUCAUCCAUGAACUGAAAGCAUCAGAUGGAGACUUUUGGAUCGGGCUCCGUAGGGAUCAAGGCUAUGAGGAGAUAAAUGGAGACUGUCCUUCUCAAUACUACUGGCUGGAUGGAAGCCGAGCAACCUUCAGGAACUGGCACUGGGAUGAGCCUUCCUGUGGGUUUGAGGUGUGUGUGGUGAUGUACCAUCAGCCCUCUGCUCCUCCGGGUCAGGGUGGGCCUUACAUGUUCCAGUGGAAUGAUGACAAUUGUGAAACCAAAAACAACUUUAUCUGCAAGUACACCAAAGAUAAACCUCCAGCACCCAUCCCUGCAGAAAAUAGAACAUUUGAAGAUGCUCUUCCAACACCCAAAAUACCCAGAAACCCCUCUGUCACAGAGAAGGAUGAUGGCAUGAGGGUGCUCGUAUCUGAACCUCCAGACAAUGUUCUUAAUAUCGCUUACAUUGUGCUGCCAACCAUACCACUUCUGCUGCUGUUGAUUGUGGCGACGGGAGUUUUCUGCUUUAAGCUGUUCACAAAGAGGAAGAAACAACAGACUGAGACCCCUCCAAAGGAACCAGGAUAUUGGGCCCCUGGAGAAAGAUGCAACAGCCCGAGCCCUGACGUCUAUAACGUCAUCCAAAGGCAGCAUGAAUCAGACCUGGCCGGCACGCGGCCUGACAUCAAGAACACUUCCUUCCUGGGUUCUUCUCCAGACACUCCACCUGGAGAUUACGACAACCUGGCAGGCAGAGACACUGAAAGUGGUUUUGUGACACUGGCCAGCACUGAGAGCGGCUUUGUGACCAAUGAUUUGUAUGACACCCUGCAGGGCCGUGGAAGCGGGAGAUAUUACAGAGACCAGGGAUGGAUGGAUGAAUUAUAUGGCUACUGAUAUGAAAGAUGAACAUUAGCAUUUAACUGCGUAUUCUCCUCUAAAAUGAUAAUAGCUGUUGAUGUCUUACCCGAGUAUUUCAAAAGAAGGCCUGGAUAUGUGUGGACUCCAGCAUUUUGAAAUCUCCAAA
This is a messenger RNA of Sinocyclocheilus anshuiensis, 1189 nucleotides long. Its product is annotated as layilin-like. The transcript has 7 exons. NCBI's taxonomy places the organism in Eukaryota, Metazoa, Chordata, Actinopteri, Cypriniformes, Cyprinidae. The record is from RefSeq and is a predicted model, not a curated record. The coding region runs from base 1 to 1059 and encodes 352 amino acids.